AUGGCAAGAGUGAAAUGGCGCCUUCAUGUCAUCAACUUGGGGGACCAGCCAAGCGACUUCUGCAGCGGCCCAGAGAAUCACUGGGAGGUGGAGUGGAAUUCACGUGCGGUGGCUUCAGGUACGAUGUGGCGUACAGGUCACCUGGAUGUGCGAGUGUCAUUGCCAGAUGGCGGGACCUGCCAGGUGCAAGAAAUGUAUGGGGUGCAGAGCCCCGGCUGUCCACAGCUACUUUGCAUUGGACGCCGAGUUCAUCUUUGCCUGGAACAUCGAGAUCAACCGUUAAAGGCUUUUCGCCGCACAAAGGCGCCUGACAUGCGGUGGCCCGCUGAUGUCGCCAGUUGGCCAAAUGCGGCUGAAUAUUCAGAUGCAUGGCGCCACUUGAGCUUCAUGGAGGCUGCCAGCACCGCAGUCACGGAGAGCGAUGGUCGAAUUUUGGAUGGUGUGUCCAUCCGUUUUUUUGAGCGUGCCGCCGGCACUUUUGAUGUGCCGCUGGAUUUGAGCGAGGCGCACCAGCUGCGAAUUCGCGCCGAUGAUCUUUUAUGUUUGCGCUGGCCGCUGGAUGGGAGUGAUAGAAGCCGCGAGCAGUUGAUAGAGGAGGCUUUCCGUGCACUGGGUGGACAAGAACGUUUGGGAUGUGUCGAACUUCGGAAACUGGCCAAGUUCACAGGCUUUGAUGGCAGCGAUGAAGACUGGAGUUUGGAGUUUGCAUCGCUUUGCCGUGACUUUGGUGCUGACGAGGAAGGCCUUGGCUUAGACGCAUUUGCCCGCUUGGUGGACGAGCGCUCUGAGCAGGGCUGCUAUUGCUCUGACACUGAGUUGCAAGAGCUUUCCCAGCUCUACAGUGUGCACCCAGGCCUGCGAGAGACUUGGGUUGCUCAUGCAUUGGUGGAGUCGGCUGAGAAAUUUGGUGACAUCCUUCAGGUGAAGUUUCAGAUAUGUGAGGUGCCUGGCUUGGAGCUUCAUUUUCCACGAGCUCUUUGCUCCACCGAGCCGGUGCCAGGCUUUGUUGUGGAACUGCUUUGGUUGCCUGAGACAUAUCACUACCAGGCUGCAGCUCUGGCAGACUUGCCGCAGAGUGCUCCCUUGAUCCAAGACCUUGUCUUGCUGGGAGGCGUCAGAACCUCUGCCGAGCCAGUGGAAGCGAUUCGGGAGCCCUGCCAGUACCAGCUGAAUGACUCCCAGUCGGAGGCUGUGCGAUCGGCUUUGACAUGGCCAGUGACUUUGAUCCAUGGCCCACCUGGUACAGGCAAGACCAGGACUGCAGCAGUAGUAGCCCUGACAUUCGCCAGUCAAAAUGCACAGAGCUCGGCCAGGGGCUGUGUUCUCUACGCCGCCAACAGCAACCGUGCUGUGGAUGUGGCUGCAGAGGCCAUCACAGAGCUCAGCACUGAACGCUUGGAGGAUCUCUUCGAACAUCAAGAUCAGGAUGAGAAGUGCGCCAUAUGCUGGCAAGAAGGUUGCAAUGCGAUCACUUUCUGCGGGCAUGUUUUCCACCGACAUUGCCUGAUGCAAGCGCUGCGUGCUUCAGUUGGAGGUCGAAACUGUCCCAUUUGUCGAGCAGCGUUGAAGAGCAUCGAAGGGAUCCGUCUUCUGAGAGUCUACAGCAGCGAUACUGAGAACCUUGAGUUCCCCAUCCCACGGCCAUACCGCUACGAUGGGGUUCGGGAACGGCGCCGCUUUGCAGUACCUGAGGAAAUGCGCAGAUUUGCUUUGCACUGGCGCAUUCACAACAAGGUGUCCAGCCACUUCAAUCCUCGUGCUGCUGCAUGUGAGGCGGCCUAUGAGAAGCUUCUCUCCUGCAGUGCUCAGAAUCCUGAAUUUGAGGCUACCAGGACUUCCUAUUUGGAAACUCGCCGAGAAGCCCGCGCCUUUGAGCUGCAGAGUUGCAAUAUCAUUUUGGCGACCAACUGCUCCUGCCGUCGAAGUUGGAUUCCCCAGAUGCUGCAGAAGGAGAACAUUGAGUUGUGUCAAGUCAUUGUGGAUGAGUGCGGCACUUCUCCAGAGCCAGAGGCAGAAUGUGAAGACUCGGAUCCGCAGACCAAACACACACUUCGACUUGGGUUUUCAGUUAACUCAAUUGUCUGUGAGGCAAGUCAUGACCUCGGCAUCAUUAGCCUCAGGCUUGGCUUGCUCCUUAUUUGA
Durusdinium trenchii is the source of this 2142-nucleotide messenger RNA. The record is from the annotation of a GenBank genome assembly. NCBI's taxonomy places the organism in Eukaryota, Dinophyceae, Suessiales, Symbiodiniaceae.